Molecule: messenger RNA, 1602 nt
Organism: Mesoplodon densirostris (Blainville's beaked whale)
Lineage: Eukaryota; Metazoa; Chordata; Mammalia; Artiodactyla; Ziphiidae
Product: UDP-glucuronosyltransferase 1A1-like
Exons: 5
Coding region: 1-1602 (533 amino acids)
Molecular function (GO): UDP-glycosyltransferase activity
Source: RefSeq, a predicted model, not a curated record
AUGACAGCAGGGUCCCAGGGUCCACGUCCACUCAUCCUGGGCCUGCUGCUGUGUGCGCUUGGCCCUGCCCUGACGCAGGGUGGGAAGCUGUUGGUGGUCCCCAUAGACGGCAGCCACUGGCUGAGUUUGAUCAGGAUCGUCCAGCAGCUGCAGCACAAGGGACAUGAUAUAGUGGUCCUCGCACCCGACGCCUCCCUGUACAUUAAAGAAGGGGCAUCUUACACCUUGAAGAGGUAUCCCGUGCCAUUCCGCAGGGAGGACUUGGAAGUGGCUUUUGUAAACCUUGGGCGUAAUGUUUUCGAGAACGAUCCUUUUCUGCAGCGCGUGGUCAAAAUAUACAAGAAAGUCAAAGGUGACUCAGCUCUACUGUUUUCCGCCUGCUCCCAUUUACUGCACAACAAGGAGUUGAUGUCCUCCCUGACAGAAGGCAGCUUUGAUGCUGUAUUGACUGACCCUUUCCUUCCCUGCGGCCCCAUCGUGGCCCAGUACCUGGCUGUGCCUGCCGUGUUCUUCUUGAACGGACUGCCGUGCAGCCUGGACUUUCAGGGUACCCAGUGCCCCAACCCACCGUCCUAUGUGCCCAGGCCUCUGUCCUUUAACUCAGAUCGCAUGACCUUCCUGCAGCGGGUGAAGAACAUACUCAUUGCCUUGUCAGAGAGCUUUCUGUGCAGUGUGGUUUAUUCCCAGUAUGCACCACUUGCCUCGGAAGUCCUUCAGAAAGACGUGACUCUCCAGGACCUUAUGAGCUAUGCAUCUAUCUGGCUUCUCAGAAGUGACUUUGUAAAUAAUUACCCAAGGCCCAUCAUGCCCAAUACAGUUUUUAUUGGUGGGAUUAACUGUGCUAGCAAAAAGCCACUAUCUCAGGAAUUUGAAGCCUAUGUAAAUGCUUCUGGAGAACAUGGUAUUGUGGUCUUCUCUUUGGGCUCAAUGAUCUCAGAGAUUCCAGAGCAGAAAGCUACGGAAAUUGCUGAUGCUUUGGGCAAAAUACCUCAGACAGUCCUGUGGCGGUACACUGGGACUCCACCACCGAAUCUUGCGAAGAAUACAAAACUUGUCAAGUGGCUGCCACAAAAUGAUCUGCUUGGUCACCCGAAGACUCGGGCCUUUAUCACACAUUCCGGCUCCCAUGGUGUUUAUGAAGGAAUAUGUAAUGGUGUUCCGAUGGUGAUGAUGCCCUUGUUUGGUGACCAGAUGGACAAUGCAAAGCGCAUGGAGACCCGGGGAGCUGGAGUAACCUUGAACAUCCUGGAAAUGAGUUCAGAAGAUUUAGAAAAGGCCCUGAAAACUGUCAUCAGUGACAAAAGCUAUAAGGAAAACAUCAUGCGCCUCUCUAGCCUUCACAAGGACCGCCCCAUGGAGCCUCUAGACCUGGCUGUAUUCUGGGUGGAGUUUGUGAUGAGGCACAAGGGGGCGCCACACCUGCGCCCUGCGGCGCAUGACCUCACCUGGUACCAGUACUACUCUCUGGAUGUGAUCGGCUUCCUCCUGGCGGUCGUACUGACAGUCAUCUUCAUCAUCUUUAAGGGCUGUGCCUUUGCCUUCCGGAAAUGCUUCAGGAAAAAAGAGCGAGUGAAGAAAUCUCAUAAAUCCAAGGCACACUGA